CCCGGGUGGUUCUGGUGUAGCUGUGACCGGAGAGAAGGUGUUGGAAGGGUUCAUAGGGCGGGAGGGCUCCGGGAUAACGGGGCGGGGAAGGGGGGAGGGGAAGCGCACGUGUGCCGGGCGAGUCCAUGGCGCUAUGGGGGAAGGGGGAGCGGUAGGACCGCCCCCAGCAGUGGCUCUGUCCGCUCUCAACCAAUCAGAGCUCGCAGAGCCUCGUGACGUACGUUCCUCCCGACCAAUAGGAGCGCGGGGAGGUGGCGGCGUGGCGGAACCGGUUCGGUUCGGCGGGGUUCAUGCGGGUGGCGCUGCGGGUUGUGGGGGCUCUGCUCGGUACCGCGCGGCGGAACGUGGCCUGCAGAGCCAUGGCCGGGCACAGCUCCGCCUCCACCGCCGGGAUCAUCAUUAUCGGGGAUGAGAUCCUCAAGGGCCACACUCAGGACACGAACUCCUUCUUCAUGUGCCGGCGGCUGCGUGCGCUGGGUGUGCGCGUGGCCCGCGUCUCCGUGGUGCCCGACGAGGUGGACGCCAUCGCUGCUGAAGUGGCCGCCUUCGCCUCCUGCUUCACCUUCGUGCUGACCUCGGGGGGCAUCGGCCCCACGCACGACGACGUCACCUUCGAGGCCGUGGCCAAAGCUUUUGGGGAGAAGGUGGCUCCGCACCCGGAGCUGGUGGCCCUGGUGCAUAAGUUCUUCGGCAAGACGGACAUGCAGUGCCCUGAGAUGAAGCUGGCUCGCAUCCCUGAGUCCUCACGCCUCAACUAUGGCACGGACCGACUCACAGGCAGUGCCUUCAAGUAUCCUCUGGUCAGCGUCCGUAACGUCUACAUCUUCCCAGGCAUCCCAGCACUGAUGGAACGUGCCCUGGAUGGCCUCAGCCAUCUUUUCCGCAGUGAGCAGACCUGCUUCCACUCCCGUGCCAUCUACGUGGCAGCUGAUGAGGUGCAGAUUGCUCCCGUGCUGGAUCAGGCCAACGCCAGCUUUCAGGACCGCGUGAGUUUGGGUUCCUACCCGGACUGGGCCAACAAUUAUUACCGUGUGAAGCUGACGCUGGACUCGGAGUCGGAGCAGCACCUGGAGGAGGCACACGGCUUCCUGAUGGAGAAGCUGCCGCCUGGCGUGGUGGUGCCGUUGGUGACUGACUGCGUCUCGAGGGCUUCCACUGAUGUCUAUGCCCUGGCUGAGUCAGGCUUGGCUCUGGGACAGAAGGUGGCAGCAGCACUGAGGACUAUUGAGGAGGCUUUGGAGCGGUACAGCCUAGCGCAGCUCUGCGUGGGUUUCAACGGGGGCAAGGACUGCACAGCCCUGCUGCACCUGGUCCACGCUGCCGUGGAGAGGCGCUACCCGGAGAGGCAGGAGAAGCUGAAGGUGCUCUACAUCCGCAUCGUGUCUCCCUUCCCUGAAAUGGAGCAGUUCAUCCAGGCCACCGUGCGGAGGUACAAGAUCCAGCUGUGCACGGUGGAGGGCUCCAUCCGGGACGCCCUGCUCACCCUGAAGGAGCAGCAGCCGCAGCUGGAGGCCGUCCUGAUGGGCACGCGGCGCACCGACCCCUACUCGUGCACCCUGACCCCCAUGUGCAUGACGGACCCCGACUGGCCCCAGUACAUGCGGGUGAACCCACUGCUGGUAUGCUGCUGCCAUCUGGGAUGGGGACGGGGCUGUUCCUGCUUGUUUGGGAGUGAGUUUGGAGUGAAUCCUCAUCCUCGGGGGCUUCUCUGCCCAGUUCUCCUCUCCUUAGGGCCUUGUUGCCCAGCUGUGGCCCUGCAGUGGGGACACCCACUGCUGCUGCCGGUGGUUGGGGCUCAUUCCUGCCCAGCCGUGGCUUUUGCCGUGCUCAGGGAGGGAUGGAUGCGCUCUGGGCAGAGGGCAGUGGAUGCUGGCUGGGCUCCACACGUGCCGAGCUGGAGCCGAGUGCCUUCCCUGAGACGAGGGGCAGCCACUGCAUCCACCUCUGCAGCGAUCCCUGCCCAACUCUGCCCACAGGACUGGACAUACAGGGACAUCUGGGAGUUCCUGCGCAAGCUCUUUGUCCCCUACUGCAUCCUCUACGACAAGGGCUACACCUCCCUGGGGAGCAUGGCCAACACAAUGAAGAACCCAGCGCUGCUCUACACCGACGCCAGCGGCCGAGAGAGCUACAGACCCGCCUACGAGCUGGAAAACGAGGAGGAUGAGCGCACGUCGCGCCGCUGAGAGCUCGGGGAGCCGCGCUGAGACCGAUGGCGUCCACAGGUGUCAUCCCCGCUGCUGGGGACAGCACUAAAUAAAGCCGCUGCGCUCAGCGUCUCGCCCGAGCUCGGCUGCGCCGCUCCUUUGGUGCUCUGCGGGGCUCUGGCAGGAGGAACGAGAGCGGCCGAGUCCGAACAAAAGCGACCCCAGGCGGUGCCUCCCCCCCGCCCCCCCUUCCCCACGUGCGCGUCAUUGUGGCGGCUUUUGAAGCGCAGAGAAUGGAGCAAUUUCCAGCGCUCGCCCGGGGCUCCGCGUGGCCGCGCCGAUCCCUCCCCGCUCAGAUCCCGUUGCCAUGCGUCUCCUACGAACCGCGACAGCCCGGCCGCCGGGCACCGUGAAGCGGAUGGCACAAGCCGUGGCGCUGCCGGCACCCGGCGAAGCGUCCCUGGGGCUGCGGCUCGGCCGCUGGGUGCUGCGGGUGCUGCGGGAGUGCGUUUACCUCCUGCUGUGCAGCUGGUGCAUCCGGGAGCUGCUGGAAUAGGGCACGGCUCCUUCCCCACGGUGGGACCGCCGGGAUGCUGGACUCUGUUGCCCCUCGAUGGCUCUGCGCUGCCCGGUUUGGACCCGAUGGACCCCCAGCACCAGGACCCGGCCCACCCUGAGCCCCCCCGGCACCACGACCCCAAUAAACCUGAGCAGUGUGUGAGCGGCUGCGUGUGUCGAGGACUCAGCGUC
Molecule: messenger RNA, 2897 nt
Organism: Lagopus muta (rock ptarmigan)
Lineage: Eukaryota; Metazoa; Chordata; Aves; Galliformes; Phasianidae
Gene: FLAD1
Product: flavin adenine dinucleotide synthetase 1
Exons: 7
Coding region: 291-2186 (631 amino acids)
Biological process (GO): FAD biosynthetic process
Molecular function (GO): FMN adenylyltransferase activity
Source: RefSeq, a predicted model, not a curated record